Messenger RNA from Frankliniella occidentalis (western flower thrips), 2680 nucleotides. RefSeq names its product metabotropic glutamate receptor-like. Gene Ontology annotation, cellular component: membrane. Gene Ontology annotation, biological process: G protein-coupled receptor signaling pathway. The record is from RefSeq and is a predicted model, not a curated record. The annotation marks the transcript as partial. Lineage: Eukaryota; Metazoa; Arthropoda; Insecta; Thysanoptera; Thripidae. Gene Ontology annotation, molecular function: adenylate cyclase inhibiting G protein-coupled glutamate receptor activity. The transcript is spliced from 6 exons.
CGGUGCAGUUCAAAAUGGAGAGCCCCUUCGUGCCCGAGUCGGUGUGCAGUCUGCCGUGCGACCAGGGCCAGGCCAAGAAGUACGUCGAGGGCGACAUCUGCUGCUGGCACUGCUUCAACUGCACGCAGUACCAGAUCCGGUCGCCCUUCGACGAGACGCUGUGCCAGACGUGCAUCGAGGGCACGGUGCCGGACCCCAACAAGACGUGGUGCCAGGAGAUCCCGGAGGUGUUCCUGCGGCCCGACAGCGGCUGGGCCAUCGGCGCCAUGUCGUUCUCGUCGUGCGGCAUCCUCGUCACGCUCUUCGUCGGCGGCGUCUUCCUGCGCCACCACGAGACGCCCGUGGUGCGCGCGGCCGGCCGCGAGCUGUCGUAUGUGCUGCUCACCGGCAUCAUGCUGUGCUACUGCGUCACGUUCGCGCUGGUGCUCCGGCCCACGGACGUGGUCUGCGGCGUCCAGAGGUUCGGCGCGGGCUUCUGCUUCACGGUGGUGUACGCCGCGCUGCUCACCAAGACCAACCGCAUCGCGCGCAUCUUCAAGGCGGGCACGCGCACCGCCAAGCGGCCCUCGUUCAUCAGCCCCAAGUCGCAGCUGCUCAUCUGCUUCUUCCUCGUCUCCGUGCAGGUGCUCGUCAACGUGGUGUGGAUCAUGGUGAAGCCGCCCAUGGCCAUGCACCACCACCCGACGCGCGAGGACAACCACCUGGUGUGCAAGUCGCACAUCGACGCCUCGUACAUGAUCGCCUUCGGCUACCCCAUCCUGCUCAUCAUCGUGUGCACCGUCUACGCCGUGCUCACCAGGAAGAUACCCGAGGCGUUCAGCGAAUCCAAGUACAUCGGGUUCACCAUGUACACCACGUGCGUCAUCUGGCUCGCGUUCGUCCCGCUGUACUUCGGCACUGCCAACCACGUCCCGCUGAGAAUCACGUCCAUGUCGGUCACCAUCUCGCUGUCCGCGUCCGUCACGCUGGCGUGCCUCUUCUCCCCCAAGCUGUACAUAAUCCUCAUUCACCCCGAGCGCAACGUGCGCCAGUCCAUGAUGCCGGCCAUGCGCUACUCGACGGUCAAGAGCUCGGCGGGCACGGUGACGGGCAACCACGCCAGCAACUCGCUGCACCCCGGCGUGCACAGCGUGCCCGCCACCUACCUCAACACCAUCACGGCGCUCGACCGCCACCACUGCCCCAAGGUGGACUGCGGCACGCAGAGUCAAGGAAUGCCACUCGAGGACAGGUCCACUCAGACCAGCCUGCAAAGCCUGUCGGGUCCCGAACAGGCCGGCUCGCAAACCGAGUCCGUGCCCCUCUCCUACCCUUACACACUGGCCAAUGGCGAGGUGCAGGGCCCCGUGGAGGACUCUGCCCCCUCGCUGCGGCACGGCUGCGCCAGCGGCAGCCCCCGCGACCCCGGAGGGGGUCCGGGCGGGGGGGCCGUCAACGGGGACGUGCCGCGGUCGGCCUCGCCCUUCUCGCGGACGCGGAGCUGCAACAGCGCCCUCCUCAAGUCCCGCCGGCGGGCGGGCGGUCCCCAGCCCUGGCCGCAGCACGCCAAUGGACUGGGCGCGGCCGGCGCACUGCGGCACCAGUCCGACAUCCUGCCCGCCCUGGGCUCGGCGCUGGGCGCGGCCCUGGGCGCCGUCACCCCGGACGCGUGUACCUGCGCGCCCGCCUGCACCUGCGCGCCGUCCCCACGGUCGCCGUGCGCGUCGUCCUUCCCUUCGUCCGCGGCCUCGUCACCCACGUCUUCAGCGCUGGCGCUGGACGACGCCGACGGGGACGGGGAUGGGGACGGGGACGCGCGGCUGUCAGGCAGGCCGUUCUCCCUCGAGGCCGUGGCCGGCUCGCCCGUCUCGCCCGACACGCCGGCCGGCACGCCCGUGAGCACGCCCACCUCCCUCACCUCGGCGCCGUCUACUCGCGGCUCCAGGGGGUCGCGAGGGUCGGGGGGCGCUGGCAGUGCGGGCAGCGGGGCUGGCGGGGCGCUCCCCAACCACAGGGUGGCCGCCGCGUGCCCCGCCGGCCCCACCCAGGCCGCCACUCGGGUCUCCUUAUGAGAGCAGCCGCGCCCGGACCCGGACCAGCAGAGUGCUCCCUAGCACACAGCGAGAAGUCCGGACCGGGGGCGGUCAGUUCAGUUAAAACACAACCCUAGUUUGUUUUCCUUUGUUAUUUUUUUUCACCCGAUGCUGUACAGUCAGAUUACAAAAAGAUGUUUUUUCUUUUUUGUAUAUCGAAUAAGGGCUAGACGAAGAUGGGCUGAGGCAUCUGUCUGCCUUCAUGCCAAGAAGGACAGGGGGUAGCCUUAUGGCCAAUCUAUAGUUGCCAAUUUAAAAUGUAAAUAUUUUCUGUCAUACGGUUGGACAUAUGCGAUUGCUGUUGUUUAUUCUGUAUGUCAAUGAAAUUUUCUGACAAACUCUUGACCAAGCAUGUUCCUUAUUCAAGGAAAAUGUGCCAACAUAACGUAAUGGACGUGCAGGAAUUGUUAGCUCAGUGGCAAGUAUUCCCUACUCGUGACUAGUCAUAGAGAAAAUCAAUUGUGAUAUGAAAUAACAUGUAUAAAUGAGCAGGAAAAAUUGACAUUAUUAAGUGGAACAUGUAUUAUGGUGUUACUUCUACACACUCUGUACACCAUUGGCAGUCUGUUUGACUUAAAUAUGUAUAUAUGUGGCAGUUUUUAUAAUUU